AGCUAGUAGAAAACUAGAAAUGAAAGGCUAUUAGGCUAUUAGCCCUAGAGUAAAAUUAGUUCUAUAAGGAGUUUUUGCUGUGAGAAGGCUGCUGCUCGACGCAGGGAGCGCUGGAGUGCUGAGGCUGCGAGUCCCAUGUGAGGCAGCUAGUCCGUGUUUGUACUUCGUGAUUGUGUUUCAUCGUCUCAAUGAGUGAAAAGAGCUUAGCUGAAGAAACUCAAACUCAAGAAUCGGGAGAAAGUGAUUUAGGCAAAGGAGAAGAAUUUGGAGCAAGUUUAGAAAUUUAUUCUCAGGAAAAUGUUAGGGAAAACCGUCGAACUUCAAUUGAUAGGAUCAGUGCAUUGCCGGAUUGCUUACUUGUUCACAUCAUAUCUUUUUUGGGCCUGAAGAAAGCUGCUGCUACGAGUAUUUUGGGGAAAAGAUGGCAGUUUCUUUGGACUGAAUUGCGGAACCUUGGAUUCGAAUUCUAUGGUUGGGGUGAGAGUAAGGAAGCUAAGAAUGCAAUUGACUUUGUGGCUUGGGUUAAUGGGAUCAUUUCUACUCAUCGUGGAAAUUAUCUCGAGAAGAUGACAGUUGAUUUCAAGUUUGAAGAUUGCUUUGCUCAAGAUGUUGAUAAUUGGCUCCAGUUUGCCUUGAAAAAUAAGGUGAAAGAACUCCGUUGGAACAUGGGCUACAACGAAGAUUGCUACAUUCUUCGUGAAAUGAUAUAUUCGAAUUCAUCCUUGACAUCAUUAUCUUUGAAUCAUUGCAUUUUGGUCCCUGAGAGAACAAUCCAGUGGUCAUCAUUGACUAAAUUAGAGAUAUCAAGAGUAAAUUUGCCUCAGCCUUUAGUUGAAAAGAUAUUGUCAGGCUGUCCUGUUUUGACUUCUUUGGAUCUGAGUGAGUGUUGGGGGUUCACUUGUUUGGAGAUCAACUCUCAGAAUCUAUGUAAACUGAUGGUAACAGACCCUUUAAUUGAAAACAAUGGGGCUUCCCUGCACAUUUCAGCACCAUAUAUAAAAUAUUUGAGUCUUUCGUUGGAUCCUAUAGGAAGGAAAAUAAAGAUUAGAGACAUCUCAUCUCUUGUCACUGCUCAUUUUAAUUUUAUUGAUAAUUCUUGGGAUUUUAUAUUACCUGAGGAUAUGCUCCGUAGUACAAAGGAAUUUUUUGAACAGAUUUACAAUGUCAAGGAGCUUGAUUUGGGUCCUGAACCUCUAAAGGCUCUAGCUGCGUUGGUGCUCAAUGGUUGGCAGCUUCCAAAAUAUAAGCUAAGGUGCUUGAAUAUAGGUCUGUUAUGUGAUGCUGGGCAAGUCAUUCCUGGCAUUUUAAACGUGCUAGAAUCCUCUCCAGACAUUGAGACAUUGGUCAUUGAUUCUUAUGAGCCCGAAGAUGGCCAAAAAUGACACUAAGGUUUUUAAUAAAACUCGGAUUGGACACUUAGGUUAUUAGUAGACCAAAUUAACACAUAUUGAAGCUUUUGGGUUGAUUUUUAGCCAUCCACUAACUUUCCCCUUAAACGGGCGUUUCCCCUACUAACAAACGCCACUCCCUGGUACUAAUCAUCACAACCUAAAGACGAAGGAAAACUGAAAGAUGGCCGUCGGCGAGCAGCAAGGGAGACAGCCAGUGUUGGCGGAGUGUGGUAAUCAGAAUGGCUGCGUCGACGACCUCAUCCUGGCGGCGCUUAUUAGGAAAGAGACAGUCGCCGCCAACUCCUCUUCGUCUUCUUCAACCACCGCAGCUCGCUUCCUUCCGCCCGGCCACCUUCAUUUCUCGAUGGGCUCUGUAUCUCGCCGGAGGACCAUCGAUCACCACCACUUGCAUAGAUUCUUCUUAUUUCGCUUCGAAGUCCGCUACCACCACCGCAGCUUUGUGUUGCUCUUCUGCAGCCACACCAACCUCAUUUACUUCGGAGUUCACUUCUAUUAUUAUCGACGGCAAGAAACUUUCAAAAGAAAUCAGAGACGAAAUUAGUGCUGAGAUAACUAAGAUGAAGAUUUUAUAGGGCUCAUUCCUGGUCUGGCAGUCAUUCUGGUUGGCGACAGGAAGGAUUCUGCAACUUAUGUUCGCAACAAGAAAAAGGCAUGUCAAGAUGUGGGGAUCAGUUCCUAUGAGGUGCGAUUACAUGAAGAUUCAACAGAAGAGGAAGUUCUUAAGCAUAUAUCCAGAUUCAACGAUAAUCCAUCCAUCCAUGGUAUUCUUGUCCAGUUGCCUCUACCUUUGCAUAUGAUGUCUGCAUAAUAGGUGGGUGAUGAGAAUUAGGGUUCUUGUGUCUGUGUUUAUUGGGGUGUGGUUUAAUAGCAGGGAAAAGGCGUCUUGCAGAGAAACGCCCGUUUAACAGGAAAGUUAGUGGAUGGCUAAAAAUCAAGUCAAAAGCUUUAAUAUGUGUUUAUUUGGUCUAGUAAAAAGCUAGAUGUCCGAUCCGAGAUUCAUUAAAAACGUUAGUGUUAUUUUUGGCCCUUCUCCCAAAUAUGUUGUGAUUCUAGUUGGACAGUAACUGGGCCCCACCUGCGAAGGAUGAUUUGGAUUGCGACUUAUUGCAUCUGAAGACGAUCAAAAUGAUUAAGCUGGUAGAUCCAGAACUUGACGGUGAACCAAUGCUUACGUUGGCUCGAAUCCUUCUUAAGAGGACACCAGUAUUGGAAGAGAUGGACAUAUAUGUUAAGAUUGAAGAUGCAGAUGUCUUUGUCAAGAUAGGACAAACCUUGCUGAGUUACCCCCGAUCCUCACCAAAGGCUGUCAUCGAUCUGUAUUAAAUUGUUGGCUUUUAUGUGUAAUGUGUUCAUUUUCUAAACUACGCAGAAUAUCUAUUACAGCUACUCUACUUCUCCCCCUAUUAUGCCUAGUUUGCCACUACUGGCAUGUUUGAGAUGUAACUGUCUAGUCAUUGUAUUUUGUAUCAUUGUAUUUCAAACGUUUGACCAUGGUAGAAAAUUUGGUAGCAGAUUAUAAAUAGGCAUGGCAAAAAAACCUUUCCAGCAAGGACUUGCCAUUCCCUAAAAUAUUACGGAGUAUGUGCCUGGCGCCUGCCCGCCCUAUCAUUCAGAUUAGUUUGUACUGUGUAUGUGAACAAAAAACAUGCAAUCCUACUUGCCUCAACCUACCCUGCCGUGUAUAAAUAAUUUC
Molecule: messenger RNA, 3105 nt
Organism: Cuscuta epithymum
Lineage: Eukaryota; Viridiplantae; Streptophyta; Magnoliopsida; Solanales; Convolvulaceae
Source: the annotation of a GenBank genome assembly